GCUAAAAGCUUAAGUCUCUCAGACCUUGACAGGCUCUGAUCUCGGCAUUUUCUCAACAUGAAUCACCUAGAAAUGUUAUUCCAUUCAGCAUUCUUUACAAUCAUGGUUCAUUUAACUUCUCAUCCAGUUGAUGAAGCAAAACUUGGGGGACCAGUGCAGCACCAGUGGAUGUAUCCAACUGAGAGGUAUUUGGGACACUGUAAGUCCUAUGUGAGAAACAUGUCACAACCAGAAGGUUCCAUCGCUGAAGGAUACCUAGCCGAGGAAGUUCUUACUUUUUGUUCCCAGUAUAUUGAUGGGAUUGAGUCAAGAAUUAAUAGGCCACGGCGUGUUGAUGAUUAUCCUGAUGAUAGCAGCACAACGAAUUCCUCUAGUAUCUUCCCUCCAGUUGGUAAAGGAUUAGGAGUUGACACCUUUGAGUUGUCACCUAUGGUGAAACGUCAAGCACAUCGAUAUGUGUUACUAAAUUGUCCACAAGUCGCGCCUUUCAUUAAUGAAUUUAAAGAUUUUGUAUGGAGGCGGUGGAAUGGUCGAAAGCCUACAAGUACGCAGAUGGAAAAGAUAGUUAAUAAAGACUUCGGUGAUUGGUUUCCACUAAAGAUUAAGAAUCCGGACAUUGUGAAUACUGUUUCAGAUGACCUAAGGUUUCUAGCAGAUGGGCCAGCACCACAUGCUAGAAGGUUUACAUCAUUUAAUAUCAACGGCUUGAAAUUCCGGACAAUAACUCGAGAGCAUGGAUUGAAAACUCAAAACAGUGGAGUCUUCUUGACAUCAUCCACAUCUUGUAUUGCUAGUCGUGCUGAUGGAAAUUUGAGGCAAGCGGAUUUUCCAUAUUAUGGCAAGUUAAAAGACAUUAUUGAGCUUAACUACUAUGGUCGAUUUAGGGUUACACUAUUCAAAUGUAAGUGGGCGGACACUACUAGGGAUCGGCCUUUAGAAAGGAUAAAUGGGGAUUUCCUUCUGUUAACUUUUCCACUUGAUUCACAUUGGUGA
Lycium ferocissimum is the source of this 993-nucleotide messenger RNA. RefSeq lists its product as uncharacterized. The record is from RefSeq and is a predicted model, not a curated record. Lineage: Eukaryota; Viridiplantae; Streptophyta; Magnoliopsida; Solanales; Solanaceae. Bases 58 to 993 code for a protein of 311 amino acids. The transcript is spliced from 4 exons.